UGGAGUCACCUGCACCCCAGUCCCCUUGCUGGGACAAUCUCUGCUAGCACCCUGGGCUCCCCAGGGCCAAGCCUGAUGAGUGCCUUACCCCUGGGCCAUAAACCUGCCAGUUCUCUGCCUGUCCAGCUCCUAUGGGCUCUCGAGGAUCCUGACACAGCUCACAAUGGCAUCUGGGGGAACAGAGGAGCCCCAGAGGGGAAGGGAGCCCCGCGCGGACUCAUUCCAUGAUGUCCCUGUCGGUGCGGCCGCAGCGCCGCCUGCUCAGCGCCCGGGUCAAUAGGAGCCAGUCCUUCGCAGGCGUCCUCGGCAGCCACGAGCGGGGGCCCAGGAGCUUCCCGGCCUUCAGCCCCCCGGGGCCCCCACGGAAGCCCCCAGCGCUCUCCCGAGUAUCCAGGAUGUUUUCUGUGGCGCACCCAGCCCCUAAGGUCCCGCAGCCUGAGCGGCUGGACCUGGUGUACACUGCGCUCAAGCAGGGCCUGACGGCCUAUUUGGAAGUGCACCAGCAGGAGCAGGAGAAACUCCAGGGACAGAUUAGGGAGUCCAAGAGGAAUUCUCGCCUGGGCUUCCUGUAUGACUUGGACAAGCAAGUCAAGUCCAUUGAACGCUUCCUGCGGCGGUUGGAGUUCCAUGCCAGCAAGAUUGACGAGCUAUAUGAGGCAUACUGUGUCCAGCGUCGUCUCCGGGAUGGUGCCUACAAUAUGGUCCGUGCCUAUAGCACUGGGUCUCCAGGGAGCCGUGAGGCCCGGGACAGCCUGGCUGAAGCCACUCGAGGGCAUCGCGAGUACACAGAGAGCAUGUGUCUGCUGGAGAGUGAGCUAGAGGCACAGCUGGGCGAGUUCCAUCUCCGAAUGAAAGGGCUGGCUGGCUUUGCCAGGCUGUGUGUGGGCGAUCAGUAUGAGAUCUGCAUGAAAUAUGGGCGUCAGCGCUGGAAACUACGGGGCCGAAUUGAGGGUAGCGGAAAGCAGGUGUGGGACAGUGAGGAAACCGUCUUUCUUCCUCUGCUCACAGAGUUCCUGUCCAUCAAGGUGACAGAACUGAAGGGUCUGGCCAACCACGUGGUUGUAGGCAGUGUCUCCUGUGAGACCAAGGACCUGUUUGCUGCCCUGCCCCAAGUUGUGGCUGUGGACAUCAAUGACCUCGGCACCAUUAAGCUCAGCUUGGAAGUCACAUGGAGCCCCUUCGACAAGGAUGACCAGCCCUCAACCGCUUCCACUGUCAACAAGGCCUCCACAGUCACCAAGCGCUUCUCCACCUAUAGCCAGAGCCCACCAGACACGCCCUCACUUCGGGAACAAGCCUUUUAUAAUAUGCUGAAACGGCAGGAGGAGCUGGAGAAUGGGACAGCGUGGUCCCUGUCAUCCGAAUCUUCGGAUGACUCAUCCAGCCCCCAGCUCUCAGGCACUACCCGCCACUCUUCAGCUCCAAGACCUCUGGUGCAGCAGCCUGAACCUCUGCCCAUUCAAGUCGCCUUCCGAAGGCCUGAGACCCCCACCUCUAGGUCCAUGGAUGAAGAGGGAGCCAUGGCCCCAGCCCUGGCCAAUGGGCAUGCCCCCUACAGCCGGACUCUGAGCCACAUCAGUGAGGCCAGUGUGGACGCUGCCUUGACUGAGGCUUCAGUGGAGGCUCUGGGUCUAGAAAAUCUAGCUCAGGGACCUAGCCAGCUUGCAGACCCAGAUCCCACCCAUGGGGAGCAAUCUGGUCCUGUCCCUCCUGCUGUGGACCCUUCCCAUUCUGCCACAAGCCCCACCCUCAGUACAACAGGCCCUGCCCACACAUCUACAGACCCUGCACCAUCAGCACAUCUAGACUUGGUUCACAAGAUCACAGACUCUAGCACUGCUGACCUGCCAGACCCCACCCAUACCACUACAGGCUCUACCUAUAAUGCCAUUAGCCCUAGCUACAGUGCUCCAAGCCCCAUUCACACUACCACAGGUUCUACCCACAAGCCGCUGGUCUCUCCACUCACCACUACAGGCUCUACCCCCAGUGCCACAACCCCAGAGCAGACCACUACAAGACCCACUGACAAAGUGAUACUUUCCACUCUCACUGCUGUAGGUCCUACCCCCAAUACUACAGGCCCAGUCCAGACCACCACAAGCCCCGUCCACACUACCAUAAGCCCUACCCAUACUACUGCAAGCCUCACCCAGACCACUAUAAGCCUCACCCAUACUACUGCAAGCCCUACCUAUGCCACUACAAGCCCCACCCAUACUGCCAUAAGCCCCACCCACACCACUGCAAGCCCUGCCCAUACCACUACAAGCCCUACUCACAAAGCCAGGAUGUCAACUCACACCACAAGUCCUACCCCCAAAGCUAAAGGCCCAGUCCAGAACACCGGGAGCCCCACCCAUCCUGUCACAAGCCCCACCCUUAUAACUGUAAGCUCUUCCACUUCUUUAGACUAUGCCAUGCUUCCCAGCCCCUCUACAAACACAGACUCUACUCUCCCAGGCACCCACACCUUGUCCUACGGCUACCCAUCUUCCACUCCUUGCACUCAGGCAGAUUCCAUAGCCCCCAGCACUUCCUACCCAAGUCCCGCCUGUUCCAGUUGGGAACCGCUCACAAGUCCUUCCCCAGACCCACCAGAGCCCAUCCUUCGAAGCCCAAGUCCCCCUCCCUCACCUCUAGCCCCUAUGCCUCAGCAUUUAGACCUUAGCCCGGAUGUAGCCCCCCGGGCCCCAGUUCCAGGGGCUGCUGGAAGGGCUGGGGAUAGGAGGCUGGAAGAGGCACUGGGGGCCCUAAUGGCUGCCCUGGAUGACUAUCGUGGCCAGUUCCCCGAGCUGCAGGGCCUGGAGCAGGAGGUUACCCGGCUGGAGAGUCUGCUCAUGCAGAGACAAGGCCUGACUCGCAGCCGGGCCUCCAGCCUUAGCAUCACUGUGGAACAUGCCCUGGAGAGCUUCAGCUUCCUCAACGAGGAUGAAGAUGAAGACAUUGAUGGUCCUGGAGACAGGCCCCCAAACAGCCUGGAGCCUGGGGCUGAGGACAGCCUCGACUUAGCCAGUGCCCGCCCCCUCAGCACGGAGUGUCCAGCUCUGGACGCUGCCUUGGUCCAGCAUCUGUACCACUGCAGCCGCCUCCUGCUGAAACUGGGCACAUUUGGGCCCCUGCGCUGCCAGGAGGCAUGGGCCCUGGAGCGGCUGCUGAGGGAGGCCAGAGUGCUGGAGGCUGUAUGUGAGCUUAGCAGGCGAUGGGAAAUCCCUGCCACCUCUGCCCAGGAAGUGGUGCAGUUCUCAGCCUCUCGGCCCGGCUUCCUGACCUUUUGGGACCAGUGCACAGAGGGACUCAGCCCCUUCAUCUGCCCUGUGGAGAGAGUGCUUCUCACCUUCUGCAAUCAAUAUGGUGCCCGUCUUUCCUUGCGCCAGCCAGGCCUAGCUGAGGCUGUGUGUGUCAAGUUCCUGGAGGAUGCUCUGGGGCAGAAGCUGCCCAGGAGGCCCCAGCCAGGCCAUGGAGAGCAGUUCACCGUCUUCCAGUUCUGGAGUUACAUUGAAGCCUUGGAUAGCCCCUCUAUGGAGGCCUUUGUGACCGAAACCGCCGAGGAGGUGUUACUGGUGGGGAAUUUGAACUCAGAUGACCAAGCUGUUGUGCUAAAGGCCCUGAGGUUGGCACCAGAGGGGCGGCUGCGAAGGGAUGGGCUUCGGGCCCUCAGCUCCCUGCUGGUCCAUGGCAACAAUAAGGUCAUGGCUGCUGUCAGCACCCAGCUCCGGAGCCUGUCACUGGGCCCUGUCUUUCGGGAAAGGGCCCUAUUGUGCUUCCUGGACCAACUGGAGGAUGAGGACAUACAGACAAGAGUGGCUGGCUGCCUGGCCCUGGGCUGCAUCAAGGCUCCUGAGGGCAUUGAGCCCCUGGUGUAUCUGUGCCAAACAGACACAGAAGCUGUGAGGGAAGCUGCUCGGCAGAGCCUGCAACAGUGUGGGGAAGAGGGACAGUCUGCCCAUCGACGGCUGGAGGAAUCACUGGACGCCCUGCCCCGCAUCUUUGGGCCUGGCAGCAUGGCCAGCACCGCUUUCUAAAUUUCCUACCCACUGGCUUCCAUGCCUCUUCCCCUCACUUUCAGGGCUUACCAGGCACUGGCAGGGAGGGUGAGGGCUGGCUCCAGACACCUCUCCCCCACAGAUUCCCACCAAUUAAAAUCUAAUAUAUUCUUCUGUUGCCCUUGGGUUGGUAGAGUCAGUGCCUGCAGUCAAGUGCCUCCCAGCCUCGGCUCAGCACACUUGCCACAAAUCAGUGUCCCACCAUAUCCCUUGGUUUUAUAUUUUAUUUACAGAGUUUUACAGAAAAUAAAAAAGCAACAUGCCUUUCCUAA
Canis lupus familiaris (dog) is the source of this 4318-nucleotide messenger RNA. It is a transcript of the gene RIPOR1, whose product is annotated as RHO family interacting cell polarization regulator 1. The transcript has 22 exons. Lineage: Eukaryota; Metazoa; Chordata; Mammalia; Carnivora; Canidae. The record is from RefSeq and is a predicted model, not a curated record. Bases 225 to 4025 code for a protein of 1266 amino acids.